Mytilus trossulus (common blue mussel) is the source of this 1593-nucleotide messenger RNA. RefSeq lists its product as uncharacterized. The record is from RefSeq and is a predicted model, not a curated record. Gene Ontology annotation, molecular function: ubiquitin protein ligase activity. The coding region runs from base 1 to 1593 and encodes 530 amino acids. The transcript is spliced from 2 exons. Lineage: Eukaryota; Metazoa; Mollusca; Bivalvia; Mytilida; Mytilidae.
AUGGCGACUCCGGCGGUUAUGCAGACGGAUUCUCUAAAAGAAAACUUCGAUGAUUUAUUAACAUGCUCUAUUUGCCUUGAGACUUUCAAAGAUCCUAAAUAUUUGCCCUGUCUUCAUACGUUCUGCGAGGCAUGUAUUCACACUUAUAUCAAUUCGACUGAUAACGAGGAGAAACCAACAGGGUUCAAAUGUCCUCCAGACGAGAGGAUUAAGAUAUACUGUAAAGACCAUACAAAGCCGUGUUGCACAGUUUGCGCUACGGUCCAUCAUAGAAAGUGUGCACAAGUCGUUACCAUAGAUAAAGCUGUAUGCGGUGUAAAAGAUUCUACAAAGGCACAUAAUCUUAAGAAUAAAUUGAAAGACAAAAGCGAUCACUUAUGUAAAGUUCUUCAAAAUCGCAAAGAAAACAUAUCAGCAUUUGAAAAAGAAACAGAAGCUAUUCAGAAAGAAAUAAGUAAUGUGCGGAAAAAGUUAAAUAAACAUUUAGAUAAACUUGAACAACAUUUAAAAGACGAAGUUAGGAGCACACAGAAAUCUAACGUCAUAAAACUGAACGAUGAAGCUAUAGUAAUAUCCACACUUAAGAGCACUAUUGAUAACUGGAAGAAUAUUUUUGAGGCUUGUUUAUUUCACGGAUCGGAGUUACAAUGUUUGAUUACGAUGGAAGAUAUAUUUUGUAAACUACCACAGUUUGAGGAGGAUUUGUCAAAAUCAGUGCGUGAAAUACGAGAUCUAUCAGUAAAAAUCAAAGUUACAGAUGUUAUUGAAAAAGUAGACUCUCUUGGAAGUGUUAAUCUGAACGAACGAAGACCUUCAAUCUCCGGAAUAAAGACAACAAAUUUUCUCACAGGAAAAUUUAAAGUUGUAUUUACAAUAAAUAUCAGUGGACCAAAUAUAAGUGGUAUAUUUUUUAAUGAUUAUAUAGUUAUAACAGACUAUAGUUGUAAAACGAUAGUUAGUCAUGACUCAAACGGACAAAAGAAGAAAGAACUAAAUGUUCAAGAUAGCCCCACUGACAUUACUAAAGUGAAUGAUGAAACCGUUGCUGUUUCGUCAUACCCACACAAGAUCUUUGAAAUUAAUGUUGAGACAAUGACAUUACUGAGGACACUGACCGUUGAUGUUAAUGUAUGGGGAUUGUGUUUUGUGGGAGAUGAAUAUGUUACCGCUCAAAAUAACACUAUUUCGUGGUUGAACUCUAAAACCGGUGCGAAACUUAGAUGUUGUACCACGGGUGCAAAUACACCAUUUGUCACUUGUAACCAGUCAACUAAGUACAUCUAUACGAAUGGUACUAAUUCUAUCAGACAAGAAUCGACUACGGAAAAAUGUUUCGAUUACAAUGGUAAAUCUUUAGAAUAUACGUAUAGCCAGGCUAUUGACUAUGAUGGUAAUAUUUACGCUGUUGGGCGAGAAUCUAAAAACAUUCAUCAACUAACCUCUGCUGGAGAACUUGUCCGAAUAAUUCCUUUAUCCGAUAUAGACAGCACAAUGACUGAUCUACCGUGGGUAAUGCGAUUUAAAGAUGACAGUAACAAGUUUCUAUUGACAUUUUAUUCUACUGGAAAAGUGCGUGUAUGUGAAGUUGAAUAG